Messenger RNA from Hydra vulgaris (swiftwater hydra), 4353 nucleotides. Its product is annotated as F-actin-monooxygenase MICAL3. The record is from RefSeq and is a predicted model, not a curated record. NCBI's taxonomy places the organism in Eukaryota, Metazoa, Cnidaria, Hydrozoa, Anthoathecata, Hydridae. Gene Ontology annotation, molecular function: protein binding.
GAUAUUAUAAUUUUCAUUUCAGAUUAAAUAGCAUGACUGAAGAAAAUGAAUUACAAGAUGAAGUUAAUGCUAUUUAUAAUGACUUUCUUGAGGCGUCAGAUCUCAUUCCCACUCUUAAAAUAUUCAGCAAAUUAUGUGAAUGUCUUAGUAUAAAUGAAAAGAACUACAAAACAGUUUUUUCUUCAUUAAAAUUAAAACUUACCUCAAGGAAAUUCCAAACAUUGUCUAGUAUAUUAGAAAAAAAGGCUAAGCAUGUUGAUUACAAAAACAAACCAUGUUCUAAAUCAAAGAUUUUAAUUAUUGGUUCUGGACCUAUUGGAUUAAGAACUGCUAUUGAAGCUGCAUUGUUAGGUGCACAAGUUUUUGUUGUUGAAAGUAGGAACAGCUUUUCUAGAAAUAAUGUUCUUCAUUUGUGGCCAUUCCUAAUUACUGAUUUAAAAGCACUUGGUAUCAAAUCCUUUUUUGGAAAAUUUUGUGCUGGAACUCUUGAUCAUAUAAGUAUUCGAAGAUUGCAAUGUAUACUUUUGAAGAUAUGUUUAGUACUUGGGAUUCAAGUUUAUGCAGAAACAAUUUUUUAUGAUAUUCUUCAACCAAGUGAUGGUAAAGCUUGGAGAUGUAAGUUUAAACCUACUUCUUCAUAUUUAAAUGGGAUUGAAUUUGAUGUUGUUGUUGGUUGUGAUGGAAAAUCAAAUAGUUUAAAAUUCAAAAGAAAAGAAUUUCGUGGCAAAUUAGCAAUUGCUAUUACUUGCAAUUUUGUUAACACAUAUACUAAAGCUGAAGCAGGUGUUGAAGAAAUAAGUGGUGUAGCCUACAUAUAUAAUCAAGAUUUCUUUCAUCAGUUAAAAGAAAAUACUGGCAUUGAAUUGGAAAACAUUGUAUAUUAUAAAGAUGAAACUCAUUACUUUGUUAUGACAGCAAAAAAAAAAAGUUUGUUGGAUAAGGGUGUAAUUUUACAGGAUUAUAAAGAUGUUUUUCAACUAUUAUCACAAGAAAAUGUUUGUCAUGAAGCAUUGUUGCAAUAUGCAAAGGAAGCAGCAGAUUUUUCUACUAAGUACCAGCUUCCACAUCACAAUUUUGCAAAAAAUCAUUCUGGAAAAGAAGAUGUUGCUAUGUUUGAUUUCACUUCAAUUCACCAAGCAGAAUAUUCUUCAAGAAUAGUUGAAAGAAAAGGAAAGCGUUUACUACUUUGUAUUGCUGGAGAUGUUUUACUAGAGCCAUUCUGGCCUACAGGUUCUGGAUGUGCACGUGGUUUUCUUGGUGCUAUGGAUGUUGCAUGGAUGAUUAAAGGAUUUAGCUCUGGACAUGACUCAAUGGAUUUAAUUCAAGAACGUGAGAGUAUUUUUAAUAUACUUUCACAAACAAAACCAGACACAUUAAUGAAACCUUAUGAAAAAUACUCUAUUGAUCCAUUUACAAGAUAUCCAAAUUUAAAUACUCGAUUAUUCAAAAAAGAACAGAUUGGACAUUUAAUAGAUAAAAGUGAUGGCAACUUUAGUUUAGAAACAUUACAUAAAAACGAAGAAAAUAAAGCAUCCAAGAUAAAUGAAGCAAAACAAAGUGGAGUUGAUCCAGAUACAUUGUUAGCAUGGUGUAAAGAACAAACACAUGGCUAUCCUAAUAUAAGCAUGACAGAUAUGAGUGAGUCAUGGAAGAAUGGUUUGGCUUUUUGUGCUAUUGUAAACCGUUACCGCCCUGACCUUUUAGAUUAUUCCGCAUUAAAUUUUAAAGAAGUUGAAGAAAAUUGUGCAAAGGCAUUUGCAAUAGCUGAAGAAUAUUUUGGUAUCCCUCCAAAAAUCUCUGGUCAUGAUUUAGUUAGACAAGCUGUUCCUGAUAAACUGGCUAUUAUAGCUUAUGUAUCACUUUACUAUGAAGCUCUUAAAGGAGAAUCUCCUGCUUCUUCUAAGCAACCUAAUGAUGAAAAAGUGAAAGAAAAAAGUUAUCGAAGUGUUCCUGGAAAAAAUAAAAUGUCAAUUAUCUCACGGCUAUCUAAGAAAAAUAAUGCAAAAAAUUCAAAGAAAAGUAAAGAUAAAGAUCUAUGUCUGAAUUUAGACAAAGGUGAGGCUGCAUUAUUAGCCUACAAAAAAAAAGAAUCAGAUAACAAUGCAAUAGUUGGUAUUCGAAAAGAAGUUGCAGGCAAUAAUGAAAUGCACAAUUUUUCUGAUGAUAUAACACCUACCCAAGGUGAUGGUAAAUACAAGAGAAUAUCUCAGCUGGCACAAACAGUAUUUGGGGAUACUAUAGUUCAAGACAGUUGUGUUUCAAAAGAUAAGACUGAUAAUGUAAUCAUAGAAAAAGAUUCUGAUGAGCUCAGUGAAAGCGAAAAAUGUUACUUUUGCAAACAAAAAGUGUAUGUCAUGGAGCGACAAUCAUGUGAAGGACUUUUUUUUCAUCGUAAAUGUUUUCGUUGUUGUGUUUGCAGGUGCCAUCUUUUACUUGGAAAUUAUAUUUUUGAUUGUAAGGAAGAUAAUGUCGGAAAGUUUUAUUGCAAACUUCAUUACAACAAAAUAAUCUAUGAGUUGGAGAAAGUUGUCAAGCCUCCAGCAAAAAGUGAACGGCGUAAUCGUCCUCUUACACAAAUAAUUGAACCUUUCAAUUCAAAAAAUCUUCCGUACAGUGAAACCAAAUCAAAUAGCAUUAUAGAUAUUCAAACCAAGUUAAAAGAGAAUUUACCUCUGAUAACUGUCAAAGACAGAAAUGCUAUUAAAGGCAAAAGUAAUGUUGAAGUAAAAAAUGAUUCAUUUAUUGAUGGUGUAACUUCUAAUACUUUAUCAACUCCUAAGGCACCAAUCAUUACUAAGAUAAAAUCUUCAUCUAUAAAUCCAACUUCAUCGAUAAUUUUGAAUUCACCUAAAAUUACAUCUCCAAAUAAACCACUAUCCUCAAUUUUAUCUACUCCCUACGAUAUGCUUGCUGCUAAAAAUUUAGAUGUAAACAGUUCAACAACUCCGCGGAAAGUAAUCACUAGUAGUUAUUUUACAGCAAAAAAGUUGAGUGUUUCUACGCCUAACUUGACGAAGCUAAUACAAGAAGAUGGAAUGUUUGAAGAAGAAAGAAAAAAACACUUGCUUUUGCAAAAAGUACCCCAAAAUAGUUCUGAAUUAUUAGAAGUGCAAAAUUUAAAUAAAAAAAAUGUAUUAAAUAAUAGCAAAAGUUUUUCUGAGAAAAAUAUUGAAAUUGAUUUUGAAAGAGAAAGGUAUCAGAGUUUUAAAUUUAAAGAAAAUGUGAUUGGUGCAGUCCAUAGACGACCAAUGCAAGAGAGAAGAGCUCAGUAUCCUGUUUCAAUGGCUUUUAAUGAUAGUGUUGUUAAUUUGCAUCAGAUAGCUGUGGAUAUUUCAUUAGAUGAUGAAAAAGAUUUCACAAAGAAAGAAUCUGAAGAGAAAAUUACCACUACAGAUCAAGUUAAGAAGAAAAAGAAGCUUGUUCUAAGAAGGAAAAAAAAAAUCUUUGUUGAUGCUGGUUCAUCAACAACUGCUCAAACAUCAGAAAAUAUCCUUUUAAAAGGUUCUUCUGAAGUAAUAAUAAAUGAACCUUCAAAGAUGGAAGAAAUAAAGGAAGCAAGUGGAGUCUCUGAAAAUGAUUCAGACACUGAUUCAAUUUAUGAUGAAGAGAAAAAGGACACAACUUAUCAUGGAGUAUUUAAAAUUUUUGCAAAAAAGUCAAAGAAAAAAGAUUUAACUGCAGAAGAAGAAGAACUUGUUUCCAAAAAGUAUUAUUUGCGGCAACAACACGAAAUUAAAAAGGAAAUGAAAGAGCGUGAGAUGAAACGUCUGUGGGAAGCGCAAUCUAUCCAACGUAAACUAAAUGAAGUUGAUGUGAAGCAAUUUGAGCUUGAAGAGCGCGCUAGAAAAGUAGAAAAAGAUCUCAGAAAUGAAUCAUUAUCAAAAGAUGCUAUUCGCAAACUUACACUUGAGUGGUGCUUGCUGGUAAAUGAAAAAAAUAUUUUGCUUCGAUUUGAAUCAGAGCUUGUUAUACAAUCAAAUUCAAUUCAACUAGAAGAUCGACAAGCAAGAUUAGAACAACAAAUAAGAGACCUACUAACUUGUGAAAAACGGCUUCCUGACUCACAAGUACAGAUAGAAAUCUUAACAAAAGAGUUGGUAGAUACAGUUGAACAGCGAAAUGUGUUAGUAGAAUUGUUGGAAGAAGAUAGAUUAAGGGAAAUGGAAGAAGAUAAAAAUCUGAAAGAUGCUUUUUCCAAAAAAGCAAAAGAACUUGGGAUGAAUCGAUUUAUUUAAACUUAAAUAUGUGAUUAAUAUGGAUUUGCAGUUAAUAAAUGUACGACUGUUGAAACAUAGUUUUCAAGUUUGAUUAUAUUUUUGACUAGAUGCAAUAAAUAUUUGAGUUCUUUGUCAA